Megalobrama amblycephala (Wuchang bream) is the source of this 1636-nucleotide messenger RNA. RefSeq names its product peptidylprolyl isomerase (cyclophilin)-like 4 (gene ppil4). Gene Ontology annotation, cellular component: nucleus. Gene Ontology annotation, biological process: protein peptidyl-prolyl isomerization. Gene Ontology annotation, molecular function: RNA binding; peptidyl-prolyl cis-trans isomerase activity. The record is from RefSeq and is a predicted model, not a curated record. Lineage: Eukaryota; Metazoa; Chordata; Actinopteri; Cypriniformes; Xenocyprididae.
CAUGAGAGCAAAACGCAUCAAAUGUGUGACGUCAUAUCCGCGACACUUCUCAGUGCGCAUGUGGCGCGUGUCGAUGACGUUGGAGCGACAUGGCGGUGUUAUUGGAAACGACGCUUGGAGAUAUCGUUAUUGAUUUAUACACAGAAGAAAGACCGAAAGCCUCUCUGAACUUCCUGAAACUGUGCAAAAUCAAAUAUUACAACUACUGUCUGAUUCACAAUGUGCAGAGGGACUUCAUCGUUCAGACGGGCGACCCCACCGGCACGGGCCGCGGAGGAGAGUCUGUGUUCAGUAAACUGUACGGCGAUCAGGCCCGCUUCUUCGAGUCUGAGAAGAUGCCGAGGAUCAAGCACAGGAAGAAGGGGACUGUGUCUAUGGUGAACAAUGGCAGCGAGCAGCACGGCUCUCAGUUUCUGAUCACCACAAGCGAGAAUCUGGAUUAUCUGGACGGCGUUCACACUGUGUUUGGAGAGGUCACGGAGGGCAUGGACGUGCUCUCCAAAAUCAACGAGACCUUCGUAGACAACAACUUCAUCCCCUAUCAGGACAUCAGGAUUAAUCACACAGUGAUUCUGGACGACCCGUUCGAUGACCCUGCGGGCCUCCCGGUUCCUGACCGAUCGCCUGAACCCACUAAAGAGCAGCUGGAUAGCGGUCGGAUUGGAGCAGAUGAGGCCAUAAACGAUGACGAGGGAGACGAGUUGCUGGAUGAACUGAUAAAGGAGAAGGAAGCAAAGACGAAAGCCAUUCUGCUGGAGAUGGUGGGCGAUCUGCCAGACGCCGAGGUCAAACCUCCAGAGAACGUGCUGUUUGUGUGUAAACUCAAUCCUGUGACCACAGAUGAAGAUCUAGAGAUCAUCUUCUCACGUUUCGGCCCCAUUAAAUGUUGUGAGAUCAUCAGAGACUGGAAAACAGGAGAGUCUCUGUGCUAUGCGUUCAUCGAGUUUGAAAAGGAGGAGGACUGUGAAAAAGCCUACUUCAAAAUGGACAACGUCCUGAUAGAUGACCGUCGCAUUCAUGUGGACUUCAGCCAGUCGGUGUCUAAGAUCAAAUGGAAAGGCAAAGGUGGGAAGUACACCAAAGAUGAUUUUAAGGCCUAUGAGAAGGACCAGGACAACAAAUCCAAACUGGCUUUGAAAGACAAAGUCAAGAGCAAGCAGGACUCCCGUUACGAGCUUCUCUUAGAUGAAGAUGAGGAUGACAGAAGGAAGGACGACAGAGAGAAACGAGACCGGAAACGACACUCGGACAGCGAAAGGACCAAGGACAAGAAAUCAAAGUCAGUCGCUCUAUCAGCCCAAGAGCAGACAGAGGCAGGAGAUACAGUGAUGGAUCGCGAUGAGAGUCGGAGAGAAAAAGAUAAAGGCAGACAGCGCUCACGUUCAAGAGACCGAGAGAGACACAAGGAAAAGCAGAGAGACCGAGGCAGAGAGCGAGACGGCGAUCACAAACGCCACAGACGGGAUCGGAGCCGCAGCCCGAAGAGAUCCAAGUACUACAGCUGAGUAACAAAACAAACCACAUUAUCAGGAGUCAUUUCUUACAUGUCAAGAAAAAUCAGUCCAAUUGUUUGUAAAUUUUGAAGAUUGCAAAUUUAUGGAAUGUUAAUAAAGUCAAAGUUUGUGAAAAUCUAAAA